AUGGAAACAAUGUUAACAAUGAACAAAAAGAUUUCUUAUUUAAAUCAAAUUUUGACAAUAUUUUAUGCUUGCGAUAUGACAGACUCUGUGACACAAAGUGCAUAUUCAAAUUUUUGUUGUACUUAUUUUGAUACUGCCAAAUUAAACAUAACUUGGAAUAUUGCCGCUUUUACAAAAAUUAGAAAAUUUCACCUAGAUAAUUUGAAUUUAAAAAGUUUGCCAUUUGAAGAUAAUUAUUUUUCUAAUUCAUUUUGGGAAAUUCAUCUUAGUGAUAAUAAUUAUUAUGGAAAUCUACGAUUAAGUCUUAGACUGAAUUCAAAAAAUCUCGAAAUUAUUGUUACAAAAACAAAGUUAUCAAUAUCAACCAUUAUGAAUAAUACUACAAUUAAACAUUUUGACAACAUUUGUUCUUUUUCCAAUGUAGCAAAUAAUAUAUGUGAAUUUACUGAAAGAUUUGGUUUAAAGGGGCAUAAAAGUACUCUUGAUAACGAUUAUUUAACAAUUUUUUUAAAAAUGGAACAUAUUUUGAAUGAAAAUGAAAAUUAUUUCAAACCUAGUAACAUAACUUCUGUUACAAUGACCAAAGAUAUGUCAAAUUUUCUUAAUAAUUCAGAAAUCCAACGUAAAUUCAAAAAAUUUUCGGAUUGUACAAUUAUUUGCGGUGACAAAAAACUUAAUGUCAAUAAAUUUCUACUUAUUUUACAUAGUCCUGUGUUUGAAGCCAUGUUUUUUAACAAAAAUACAUCAGAAUCUAAAGAAAAUUGUAUUACAAUUUCUGACUCAUCAAUUGAAGAAGUAGAAAAUAUGGUUAAUUUUCUUUAUAAUUUUGAACUACCAGAAAAUCUUAGUGUAGAAGAUGUUACAAAAUUAUUAAAAUUGGCUGAAAAAUAUGACAUUAAAGAACUUAAAUUUAAGUGUGAAGAAAUACUUAUGGAUGAAAUAUCAAAUGAUAAUGUUUGUGAUUUUCUUGAACUUGCUGAUACUUAUCAUUCUAAAAUCUUGAAGGAAAGAUGUAUUAAAAAAAUAAAACAAUCGUUUCUUAUCGUAUCAAAUGAUGAAAAAUUUUUACAUUUAAGGAAAAAUAGUCCAAAAUUGAUUAAUGAAGUUUAUGAAUUUAUCUUUUUGAAAAAUAAAUCUCAUAAAAUUGAGUGA
Molecule: messenger RNA, 1152 nt
Organism: Strongyloides ratti
Lineage: Eukaryota; Metazoa; Nematoda; Chromadorea; Rhabditida; Strongyloididae
Product: Speckle-type POZ protein
Exons: 4
Coding region: 1-1152 (383 amino acids)
Biological process (GO): regulation of proteolysis; proteasome-mediated ubiquitin-dependent protein catabolic process
Cellular component (GO): nucleus; cytoplasm
Molecular function (GO): ubiquitin protein ligase binding
Source: RefSeq, a predicted model, not a curated record